This is a messenger RNA of Manduca sexta (tobacco hornworm), 483 nucleotides long. RefSeq lists its product as uncharacterized. The record is from RefSeq and is a predicted model, not a curated record. The transcript is spliced from 4 exons. NCBI's taxonomy places the organism in Eukaryota, Metazoa, Arthropoda, Insecta, Lepidoptera, Sphingidae. The coding region runs from base 88 to 483 and encodes 131 amino acids.
UUGCAUACUUAUAAGGUUCGUAUUGUAUAAAAAGGGAGAGUGGACAGGGAACAGCAUCAUUCACCGCAGGUUAACUGAAGUAUCAGAAUGUGGUCUGUGAGGGAUCUCGGUGUCGCAGCUCUAGUUGUAAUCGUCGUGGGACACACUGCAGCCCAAGCCUUCCCCGUGUAUGAAACGGUCGCCAAUGACAUCGAGUUUGGUCCUUCGAGCCCGAUCGCUGCAAGGGACGGGACACAGUUCUGGAAACAUUUAAUGCACCCCAUGUUUGAUAGGCUGAGGCGCACCGAUGGUAGCGAGUCAAGUAACGACUUCCGCGAAAACAUGCUCAAACCGACUACAUAUUUUGAACUGGUGGGCACACCUCCCCCUGCAGAUAAAAAGAAUGUAAACAAGAAUAACCAGGGCCCCCCCAGGAUGCAACGGCGAGAGUCGUACGUGCCCGGAGUCCCGGAGCCGGAGUUGUUCUUCAAAAUUUACGUCUAA